AUGGAAGUAACUGAUCUUUAUUCAGACGCCAUUGUUCUCUCCGGGCCUUCGGGUGUGGGCAAGAGCACUCUCUGCAAGCGCUUGCUGGCCGCCCAUCCAGGCGUCUUCGCCAUGGCGGUCUCCCACACCACGCGUGAGCCACGGCCCGGCGAAGUCCACGGCGUGUCCUAUUAUUACAUCUCCCAGGACGAGUUCGCCCGUCUUAUUGGCGCCGACGCGUUUAUUGAACACGCGGAGUUUAAUGGCAACCUGUACGGGACUAGCAAACAGACCGUCGUGGACCAGGCGGCCAAGGGGGAUGUGGACUACCGCUUCAUCUUUGUGCGGCCCCCCGACUUCGCCACGCUCGAGUCUCACCUGCGCGGGCGAGGCACCGAAGACGAGGCGAGUGUGCAGCGGCGGCUAGCACGGGCACGCGACGAGAUUGCCUAUGCAGAGACGCCCGGCGUGCAUGACAAGAUCAUUGUGAACAACGACCUGGACGCGGCCUACAAGGAGUUACACGACUUUGUGAUCCGGAAGGCAGACCAUGGCGGAAAGGAUGCGUGA
This is a messenger RNA of Sporothrix schenckii 1099-18, 549 nucleotides long. Its product is annotated as guanylate kinase. The record is from RefSeq and is a predicted model, not a curated record. The coding region runs from base 1 to 549 and encodes 182 amino acids. The transcript has 2 exons. Gene Ontology annotation, molecular function: GMP kinase activity. NCBI's taxonomy places the organism in Eukaryota, Fungi, Ascomycota, Sordariomycetes, Ophiostomatales, Ophiostomataceae. Gene Ontology annotation, cellular component: cytosol.